This is a messenger RNA of Dermacentor andersoni, 2666 nucleotides long. The record is from RefSeq and is a predicted model, not a curated record. NCBI's taxonomy places the organism in Eukaryota, Metazoa, Arthropoda, Arachnida, Ixodida, Ixodidae.
GCGAUAUUCGCAAAUCGAGAAAGAAACGCUUGGCAUAGUGUUCGCCUGCGAAAAAUUUCACCAGUUUACUUAUGGCCGCAAGAUCCUCAUAGAGACGGACCACCGACCGUUGUUGGCCAUCGCAAAAAAAUACAUCGGAGAAAUGCCACCCCGGCUACAGCGUUUCUUUGUUCGCCUUCUAAAAUACAAUUAUGACUUGCAGUUCGUUCCUGGAAAGGACCUGCUCCUGGCUGACAUGCUCUCCCGCGCGCCCUCCCUUUCACCAAACCCGGAAGCAAUGGAGGACAUCGAGGUCCAUGCAGUUCGUCUAGUCUCGUGCAUGGGACGGCGCCUGCGCACCAACGUUCCGGAAUACAGCACUGAGCUGGGAUGCCCAAUAGUCAAGCAUCAACAGCGGGCCACGGGCAAAACGCUGCACGCUUUGCAGCAAGGAGACACGGUACGCAUACUGGAUGACAACUGGUCACGUAAGGCAAGAGUGCUUCAAGAAGCGGCUCCCCGGUCCCACAUCGUGGAGACGGAGGAUGGAAGGCUUCUAAGGAGGAACAGACAACACCUGCUGCAAACGCGGGAAAAAUACCGCAGGGUAGACGAAGAUGACGACAGCAACGCCGAAAAUAGUAGCUUACAAAACGAAAGACAUGAGCCUCCAGAACAAGGCCAAAGUGCACCCGGGUUAACUGGUCAUCCGCAAGCCAACAUACAGGUCUUCCCCAAAGUGGAGACAUCGGAAGCAGAGCCCCGCAGGUCGACCCGUCAGCGCAACAAGCCUCAACGGCUGCGAUACGAAGCGAAUUUCCGUCAAAUCUCCUAGAUUUUUUUUUUUUCGUGCCUUGUAGUCAUAAAGUCCUUCUUUUUUGUUUCUUUUUCUCUCGUUAAAGGAAAGGAGAUGUAUCAUACUUGGCCACCACGGAAGCAGACGAGCUGAUAGCAGCGCAUCCUUCUUUCCCCUAACCACUUCUGCGCAUGCGGCACCCUCGCACACGAAGAUAUAAAAGCAACCACAAUAAAGAGACAGGGGUCUUUCGAUGCUCAACCACUGUGUGUGUCGACUUGCUCAGAGGCGCACGAUACAUCCUGGUGGUCAAAAUUAAUCAGGAGUCCCCCACCAUGGCGUGCCUCAUAAUCAAAUCGUGAGUUUGGCACGUAAAACUGUAGAAUUUAUUCCCUGGGCUGUCGGAAGUAUGAUGGCUGCUGACGAUGCUGAUUCCAUCAUUGUGGCUCUGGGUUUGGUCUUUGUGGUCAUCACGGGUAGUAGUCCAUGCUCUGGGGGCAGGUUUUUAACCCUGAGGCUUGCUCUAUGGUCCGGGACAACGCUGUUGCAGUAUUCGGAUUUCGGGCUUGGGUCACGGCUUUGUAGGUGCAUUCGGUACAUGAACCCGCAAGCACCUCCACCAGAUGUUACGUAGUAGUGAUGGUGAAAGACGCUGUAGCAAAACUGUGAAUGACAAGACAACUCUUUAUUGGGUGAACCUUGUGCCCACAAAAAUAUACACUGCACUUAUAGUACAAUGUGUGGGGAUUGUUGGAACCUGAGUGCUGACGCCCGUUGUUGCAAAUGGGUCGCAAGCCCCAAGGGUAGCGUUGGCCUGGCGGCCUGGGGCACUGGAAGCAUCCGAAGGUCCCGGCAAAGCAUGAGUCGACUGGUAACAGAACAACUGGUUUAUUCUAACAUCGCAAAAGAGCGGGCGGUCAGGUCGACCGAAGUGAGAGACGGGAGAGCACGUAACUCGACAGAAGAAAUCGGAGCCUCUCUCCUGGCGUCCGGGGGCAGCUGCUCCUAUACUCUCGGCGUCGCGGGCAAGAAGGAAGGUCACGGGAUGAGACCACGUGACGGCGGAGCACGGGCGAGCUGAGAUACAUGUUGAGACGAGUGUAGUGACGCAUCGCCAACCCGGCGCCGAUCAGACCUCCUCGCUUCACACUUGGGGAGCUCCUCUCCCCGGCUGCCGCGCUUUGACAAGCGUGGGCACACACACACACAGGCACACACGAAGACGCGUGGCACUGAAACACGCCUGGACGCGCUUGGCGGGGAGGCGUAUCGGCGGCGCUGAACGGGCCAAAAUGUCCGCUGCUUGGAACGAAGCCCCGGCGUCCGUUGCAUCCGCGCCGGCUAUACCGCGCGUCGUAGGCGAAACGUAACAGGAUGCUCGCCUCCCACGUGUCCCCUGAUGUUGUUUUCCCCGCAUGGCUCUCACGUCUCCUGUAAUUCGGCUUCUCCCAUAGCUAAGUGCCAGCGGCGGUCAGUGUGGUUACAGCAUAUUACGAGAGAUGGCAUGAGUGUUGCACUGCUAACGUCACUUAUUGGUGGGGUUACUCGGGCAGAGCAGGGAGUAGGCUCUUCCUCUUUGGCUUGGGGUUGGCAAGUGAUGCGGAGGCUCUGCGCGUGUGCUGAUCCAUGCUUUGUGGGAUUGUCCUGAGAAAGGCUUAGGAGCAUGACGCCGGAAUGGAUGAACACGAUUGUUUGAACUCACCAUAGCUCUCAUGACCGUGCACGUGAACAAUUGGGCGUUGGUGUCCAGAAUAGGAGUGAACAUAUUCGCUUGCUAUCGCGGUGAGUAAGACUUCCUCCAUUUGUUGCAUGCCCAUCGGCGUGUACUGUAGAUAGCAAUUUGGCUAGUAGGCAUUAGUGUAUGAAAGGUUCAAUAAAUGCCCUUGUGAUU